Messenger RNA from Prorocentrum cordatum, 1885 nucleotides. NCBI's taxonomy places the organism in Eukaryota, Dinophyceae, Prorocentrales, Prorocentraceae. The record is from the annotation of a GenBank genome assembly.
GUCCCAGCGGGCGCCGACCGUGCGAGGAGCGCGGGCACUCGCGAGGGUGCCGGCCCGCCCGAGCCGGCGGAGGACCUGCCGCGCCUCCCGGGAGGGAGCGCGCGGGCCAGCGCAGCGCCCGCAGGCUGUCCCCCGGCAGCAGGCGCCGCCGCAGCCCCGAGGGCGCCGGACGCGCCGAUCGGCCCUGCCCCGCUCGCAGCCGCGGCCGGGGGGCUGCUGACGUCGGGCCAGAUCGGGCAAGCGGCCAUGGAGGCCCUGCAGCAGUCGCAGAUCGUGAACGGCAUGGCCACCUGGGCCCUGGAGGAGGGCGCUGCGCAGCGGGUGCGCAGCCGCCCCGCGGACACCUCCGCCUGCGGCCUGCAGGACGGCCUGGCGCGGCCAGAGCGCGCCGUCCUCGCGGCCACCGCGCAGGGCGCGUCCUCCGCGGCUGGAGGUGCAGAUGCUGCCAUUUCGCAGAGAAGCGCUUCCGUGACCAGCGGCUUGGCUCGGCUGGACAUUGCCAAGGAAGCCCCCGAAGAGCCAUGCGGCGCUGCCCUGUGGAGGCCAUCUGUGGCGGUGCCCGGCGCCAGAGUGGCGCUUGACAGCUCGUGCUCGGACCUCGACGGUCCUACUGUGCUUGUCGAGGGUGCCGCCUCUGCGGCGCAGGCGCGUGGGCGCGAGGCAGCGGACGAGGCCGUGGAGGUGCUCAGGAGGGCCGAGGCGCUGUCUGCGGCGCAGGCGCGUGGGCGCGAGGCAGCGGACGAGGCCGUGGAGGUGCUCAGCUGUCCGGAGGGCCGAGGCGCUGAGCCAGGCCGUGGUGCUGGCCCUCCGCGGCGCCGACCGCGCCUCGGCCCACGAGCCCGCAGGCGGCCCGGCGGCCGCCCCCACCCCGCCACGGCCCGGGGGAGACGGAGAGGCUCCCGUGCCGGGCGACGGCUCCAGCGCGCGCUCGGGCGCGCCCGGCCCAGCGCCGCCGCAGCUCCAGGGCACCCUCCCAGGCGGAGGAGCUCCCGUGGCGGGGGGCCUCGGCCCGCCCUCGGGCGCGCCCGGCCCGGCGCCGCUGCCGCCCGAGGCGCUGGCGGCGACGGAGCCCGAGGGCAGCGGAGAAGCUCCCCCGGGGGGCGGCGGCUGCAGCGCGCCCUCCGGCGCGCCCGGCGCGCCGCCGCCGUUCAGGGGCGACGGAGAGGGCCCUGCGGCGGGCGGCUCCGCCAGCGCUCCGGGCCAGGAGGAGCCCGGGGAGGGCGGCGACCGCGGCGAGCCGGAGCCCGCGGAGGCGGAGAGCGAGGACGACGAGGAGGAGUACACGGACGCGUCCUCCGAGGACGGCGAGGAGGAGUCCCCGGAGGAGGGCCAGUGGGAGCCCGGGGGGCGCGGGGGCUCCGUCGUGUCCGUCGUCGGCUUCGUGUAGGGGCGCAGCGGGUCGUGCCGCCGGUCCCGUUGCGGCCGUGGGUCUGCCGCGCGGCGCGCCCCCGCUGCAAGGGCUGAAUGAAGUUCGUCGCUCUGCAGACAUCGGGUGCCUCGAAAAAAUCGAGACGGAGGUUUUUCGUGGUUUUCGGCCUCUCGAGGCCCUCGCCGGGCCUCGGGACCGUCAAAAAACGACUCGGGACGAAAAACCGGCCCCGGGGAAGUGGUCGGGAGGUCGGGGGCCCGUGUCUCGAAAAAAUCGAGACGUCGGAUGUUUGGGUCUGCACGUGUAGGCCACGCGGGCUGACGCGCGUGAGCCGAUGGUCGGUGGAACAAGAGAGCGCCGCGAAACAGCACAGCCGAGCCUUAGCUGCCACAAUCAGCAGGAUGGUGCAGGGCAGCAGACAAUUACCCAGGGACGCACCCGAACGCAUCUGCGACGAGCGGUGCCAUCAACGGGCUCAUCCAGAACAACCUGGCAUUCGAAAGGGCACGUGGCCAG